Molecule: messenger RNA, 10193 nt
Organism: Bacillus rossius redtenbacheri
Lineage: Eukaryota; Metazoa; Arthropoda; Insecta; Phasmatodea; Bacillidae
Product: gastrula zinc finger protein XlCGF26.1-like
Exons: 4
Coding region: 441-2591 (716 amino acids)
Biological process (GO): regulation of transcription by RNA polymerase II
Cellular component (GO): nucleoplasm
Molecular function (GO): DNA-binding transcription repressor activity, RNA polymerase II-specific; RNA polymerase II cis-regulatory region sequence-specific DNA binding; zinc ion binding
Source: RefSeq, a predicted model, not a curated record
UUUAUAUUCUAACCAGCCAAUCAGAGGCUAAUGUAGAAGAUAUGUCGAUCUGAACUACUUUGUCAACCUGUUUAAGUUAAAUGAGAAAUGGACUCGAACGAAACAUGUUCAGACUGUGUGUAACCGCACUCAACAGCUGAACAUGUUCACCUGAAGUAGUUCAGACUCCCGUGUAACCGCGCCCUUAGUUAGGUUAGGAAAAAAAAAAUAAAAAAUCGGGCGAAUCUUUGGCUGUCCCAAUUUCAGAGAAAAAGAACAAUUUGAAAUCUUUGUUUACUUCUUUGAGUAGUGCUCGUUGUUUCUGUACUCCUUGGUACAAAUUAGGAAUGAUUAUUGUUGGUUAUAAACGUUGUUUUCAGGUUAAGUAGAGGAAUAAUUAGUUUCAUUAAAACAUUUUCCGGUAUUUCAUUAUUUUAUCUACGGAAAAGUCGUGAUGUAAGAUGGCGACAGAACGCACGUGCCUCGAGGAUCCAGUGAGGCUGGAGCCGUGUGACGGAGGGUUGUCGAGCGUGAAGGAGGAGGUCAAGAGUGAAGACGAGGCAGAUUGGAGUACUGCUCCAGCCAUGACUGUGACAGGGCCCAGCAUCAAGGUGAAGGAGGAAAUGACAUUUGAAGAUGGUGUAUUGAUCGGACAGCUGGAUGGAACUUUCUCACUUGCAGAGCACGGACGAAGCAGUGACUUGUGCAAGCAGGAAGGGGGGACCGUGGUUGCAAGAGACACGGAACCAGCCGUGAAUGAUCACGAGAUGACAGCUCAGUCCAGUCGCUCAUUUCAGCCGGCUCAUUUGGAGAUGUUGAGACCGAGUGUGGAGGAGAAAGGCACAGAAACAAGACCGUCAGUGAAUCUCAAGGGAGGUGCAUCUGUGAUUCCCAACAAAAUCAGUGGCAAACACAACAAUGGGAGUCCCUUCACAUGUUCAGUAUGUUCUGCUACAUUUGCUAAAAAGAGUAAUCUUCGUAGACAUUGUAUGAAACACACUGGGGAGAGGCCAUUCUCAUGUUCAUUAUGUUCUGCUACAUUCAAUCGAAAGGGUGCUCUUAGCAGCCAUUUUAUGAAACACACUGGUGAGAGACCAUUCUCAUGUUCAGUAUGUUCUGCUACAUUCACUAUAAAGAGUAAUCUUCGUAGACACUGUUUGAAACACACUGGGGAGAGGCCAUUCUCAUGUUCAUUAUGUUCUGCUACAUUCACUCUAAAGAGUUAUCUACAUAGACACUCAAUGAAACACACUGGUGAGAGACCAUUCGCAUGUUCAGUAUGUUCUGCUACAUUCACUCAAAAGAGUGAUUUUCGUAGACACUCAAUGAAACACACUGUUGAGAGACCAUUCGCAUGUUCAGUAUGUUCUGCUACAUUUGCUAAAAAGAGUAAUCUGGUUGUACAUUUGAGGAUACACAAUGGGGAGAAACCAUUCUCAUGUUUAUUUUGUUCUGCUGCCUUCACUUUAAAGAGUCAUCUUCAUAGACACUGUAUGAAACACACUGGGGAGAGGCCAUUCAAAUGUUCAGUAUGUUCUGCUACAUUCACUCUAAAGAGUUAUCUACAUAGACACUCAAUGAAACACACUGGUGAGAGACCAUUCGCAUGUUCAGUAUGUUCUGCUACAUUCACUCAAAAGAGUGAUUUUCGUAGACACUCAAUGAAACACACUGUUGAGAGACCAUUCGCAUGUUCAGUAUGUUCUGCUACAUUUGCUAAAAAGAGUAAUCUGGUUGUACAUUUGAGGAUACACAAUGGGGAGAAACCAUUCUCAUGUUUAUUUUGUUCUGCUGCCUUCACUCUAAAGAGUCAUCUUCAUAGACACUGUAUGAAACACACUGGGGAGAGGCCAUUCAAAUGUUCAGUAUGUUCUGCUACAUUUGCUGAAAAGAGUUAUCUUCGUAAACACUGUAUGAAACACAAUGGGGAGAGGCCAUUCUCAUGUUCAUUAUGUUCUGCUACAUUUGCUGAAAAGAGUUAUCUUCGUAAACACUGUAUGAAACACACUGGGGAGAGGCCAUUCUCAUGUUCAUUAUGUUCUGCUACAUUCAAUCGAAAGGGUGCUCUUAGCAGCCAUUUUAUGAAACACACUGGGGAGAGACCAUUCUCAUGUUUAUUUUGUUCUGCUGCCUUCACUCUAAAGAGUCAUCUUCAUAGACACUGUAUGAAACACACUGGGGAGAGGCCAUUCAAAUGUUCAGUAUGUUCUGCUACAUUUGCUAAAAAGAGUAAUCUGGUUGUACAUUUGAGGAUACACAAUGGGGAGAAACCAUUCCUAUGUUCAGUAUGUUCUGCUGUGUUCGCUCGAAAGAAUGGUCUUCGUAGACACUUUAUUAUGAAACACACUGGUGAGAGACCAUUCGCAUGUUCAGUAUGUUCUGCUACAUUUGCUGAAAAGAGUGAUCUUCGUAGACAUUGUAUGAAACACACUGGGGAGAGACCAUUCUCAUGUUCAGUAUGUUCUGCUACAUUUGCUGAAAAAAGUUAUCUUCGUAGUCACUUUAUGAAACACACUAGGGAAAGACCAUUUUCAUGUGCUCUGUGUUCAGCUAAGUUUGCUGAAAAGAGUAAUUUGAGGAUUCACAUUAAGACAGUACACUUAGCUGUGUAGGCUUUUACAAGUAGUUAGCAACAGAAAAGGAAAACAGCAAAUUGUUGCAAUUGAAAUGUCUUAGAGAUUACCUAAAAAUAAAAAAUAAUAAUACUAAAUAAAAUUUAAAAAAAUUGGUAUUUUAUUUAAAAAGUUGAGUUUUUUUCCUAAUAUUUGACGAAAAGUUGUGUUUUUAAAAAUGGAUAUAAUGGCAGGAUAAUACUGUAUGUUUCGCAUUAUCAAUCAUUUUAGUGUUUUGUCAUUAAUGAACAGCAAACACUUGUUGCUUAUAUUGAAAGUGUAAAUGAGAAUUUCAUUUGAUCUUAUUUAACUGAUAUUUCAUUAUUUUCAAUCUCGUCACUUUUAUUUUUAUAAUUUCUUUGCAUAAGUGAAGUUAAAUUUUUUGAGUAAUAAACAAUUAUGUAGCACCUUUAAAAGUGGAUGUAUUUUACCAAAACACCCAAAUAAACUGUGCACAAUUUUUCGUAAAAGUGUUGAAAUAGCGCGGUGUGCAGUUUUUUCCAAAACUUGAAAUGCCGCGUGGCAACACUGCAUAGCACAGGUUACAUCAAGCUGCAAAGUUGCCUUGGUCAGGGUGGCCAGACAACCGGGAAAUCGGGAAAUGCGGGAUAUAGCCAGGAUUUCUUAAAAAUCCAGGAAUACCUGGAAUCAACCAGGAAUUUUUAUUAGAACCAGGAAUUUUUUUAUGAAGUAACGAUUGCAAUAACAUACGGCUGUUGAAAGCCUAUGAUGCAGAAACUUGAACGUGAGCACGUUCACCACCCGUCGAAGCACGACAGUAUGCUUGUGAGCUAUAUUUUGUGAAAGUUAAUUUGUUCAUAUUGCAUUUAAAAACUUUUGUAGUACGUAAGAAACCGUUAACAAUUCAGACUUCCAUACUUAUUAUGUUUCUGUAUUCAAAAGCAACAGCAUUUUGACUGAAAAUGUUGUUGUAGGGUGGUAGUAAUUUCUCGCACGGCAUGUUGGUAGCACUAGUUUUGUAUAUAUUUAUAUAUUUUUUACUUUGCGCUCAUGUUGUUGCGUCAUGGUAUCACGGAUACUUUUCUCGUGUUUUUUAAAAGUUUAGUUGUGCGGGACUUUGUUUUGAAUUUUUUAAUCUAACAUGUAAUUUGCGCAGACUAUCAAAAUGUCAAAGAGUUCAGUCACCACAUGCAAUGACAAAUAUACGGAAGAGUUGAAUGGGUGGAGAAAGAUCCAAAGUGCAGGACAAAUGCCAUUUGCAAUUUGUGUAAUGUUAAAAUCAAUAUCGGUAGCAUGGGAAGAACAGCAUUAGCCAGCCACACAAGAGGGGCAAAACACGUGCGUUUGGUGUCAAGUAAGAAAAAUAAUUUGCCACUGGAUUAUUUUGUGAAGAAAAGAGAAAGAUAUGUGAUUUCUACAACAACAAGUAGUUUGUCUGUGCCAUGUCCAAGUACAUCAGUUGCGUCACAAUCAAAUCCAGAAGUUUCAGGUAUGACAAAAUAUUUGCUUAAUGAAGAUGCGGCAAAAGCGGAAAUUGUUUGGUGUAUAGCAACUGUAAUGAAUCACUUAUUUCGUAGUGCUGUAUCUCUGGCAUCAUCACUGCCCCUCGUGUUUCCUGACAGCAGUGUUGCCAGUAAAAUGCAGAUGCAAAGAACUAUGUUAGCCUAUACAAUCGUUCAUGGUAUUGCACCAUAUUUCAGAGAUAAACUUACAAACUUCAUCGAAGUGUGUGACCACAUAGUUAUUGGAUUUGACGAGAGUUUAAAUAAAGUUUCUCAAAGGCAGCAGAUGGAUAUUCAUGUGAAAUUUUUAAAUGAAACUAAAUCUGAGGUUACUAGCAGAUACUUAACUUCUGCAUUCCUGAAUCGUACAUGUGCCAGUGAUCUGUGGAAUUCUCUUCAGGAAUUGAGGAUAAUUGAUGGAUGGUCCUAAUGUUAACUAAAAGUUGUUAGAGAUCUUGAAGCUACUUUGCAUGAUGGGAGUGCAGAUGCACCUCAUUUACUUAAUUUGGGUACAUGUGGCCUGCAUACAUUACAUAAUGCAUUUAGGGUUGGAUUUGCUGCAACUGGCUGGAAGCUAUUAUCUUUGAAAGAUUUGUGCAAUGGGAGUGCAUGACUUGAUGUAAGCUUUUGGACGUACGCCAUUGCUAAGCACUUUUUCUGUAGAAGAAAACUAAAAAAAUACCCAAAAGACAAAAACACAAAUUAAGCAAAAAAUUGCUGUUGUCAACAUGAUAUACCGUAUUUAUUCUCAUAUAGGUCGCCAUCGCAAAUAGAUCGCACCCAUAAUUUGAGGUCUUGAAUUUGGUAUUUAAGAUUCCCCCCAUAUAGGUCGCACCGGUAAUUUAAUGACUCGAACAGCCGGCGCGCUGGGCACGAAAGAGUUAACGGGUACUGUAAAACUCCGCUACUACGAGAGCUGAUAAUGGCGUGAUAAAUUGUUGUAACAACAAGUACUCGCAAUAACCGAAUAUAGAAAAUUGAAGUUAAGUUAGAUUCCUGACUUCUUAAAAUGUCUUAAUUAUUUUAGAAUAUAACUCGAAAACAGUGCUUUGUGUUGAAAAAAUGAACAUUUUAAAUCGCAAAAUAUACAUAUUUUAUAACAUGAAAAGUUGCUUUUAUUUCUAAACAUGUAAUAAUUUAAGCCUAGGCGUGUAAAAGUACGAGUAAUUAUAGCAGGAGACAAUCUAAAAUGUACUAGGGAAAAACGUAAAAUCACGAAUGUAUAAACGUAACGGAAUUGUCAGGAAUAUUACGUAGCUGCUAAUACUGUAUUUAUGUCACAACUUAGCUGAAGUACUGGUACGAGACAUAAACUUCACAAGAUAAAAUGAGCGGAGUCUUGGUAACUCUUUUAUACGUAUUAUAUAAUUUCAGAAUUAUUGUACAGUUGACGCAUAUUUUUUAAACUAACCAUUUAUAUCUGGGAAUCGUAAAUAAUUAAUUAUUGCUAUCAAGACAUCAAGAUUAACGUAAACUUGAACACGUCACAGCAGCGAGAAAACUGGUGCGUAUACCAAUAAACUGGUAUUAGAACUGGAAAAAACUUGCACACGGGAGGUGUAGCUUAUAUUUUUUUCCGCUACGCUCGCUUCUAUUGGCUGGCUGCUGAUGGAAGGUCACAAGUCUGGGCGGAGCGUUGAGUGAGUUAUACUGCGCAUGCGCAGCUCAGAGAACAGAGAGAGCCAGCCGGCGGCUACGUCGCGCCAUAACAACAGCUGAUCGUCUACAAUGACCUUUCUCCAAGCACGGCGUGCUAUUGACGGUAAAUUUCCAUCAAUUUUCGGCCCUUUUUUUAAAUUUUUUUACUGUGGUGCAAUGCUUAUGUAUAAUGUAGCCCGUAUUUGUUCUGAACGCUGCAGGAUGCGACUGUAUUUUAAUUAACUUUAACGUAUUUCUUACUUUUCCCUUUAUUUACACUUUCCCACUUUUUACACUUUUUUACUUUGUCCCCAUGAAAAUUGCAAAUAAGGUGUUUUGCUGUAAACUUCUUUUUCGCACUUUAAAGCAAAAUAUUGCAAAAAAAAUUCCUCAAAAAUUUUUCUUUACGUAUAGGUUGCACUAAAUUUUUUUCCCAUCAAAUCUGGUAAAAUUGCCGUGACCUAUAUGCAAGUAAAUACGGUAAACACCACAUAAUAUUCCAUAACAGGAAUAUGGUCAACAAACAAAGAAAAACAAUGAAAAAUGGACUAAAAGAUUGAAAAAACCCCUACAAAUGAUGACAGCACAAAAAUAUUGAACCAAAAAAAAAUUCAGCACAACAGUUGAAACGAGACAAAAACACGGCAAAACGAAAAAUACGAAACAAACACAAUAGUUUUCAAAACAGAAACAAGCAACGUUUCGGGAACUGCUAUCUGCUCCCGUCCUCAGGCAGAGACACACAUGGUAUGAAAACACAGGUGCGACUGAGUAGGGGCCAUUUUUCAUUGUUUUUCUUUGUUUGUUGACCAUAUUCCUGUUAUGGAAUAUUAUGUGGUGUUUAUAUCCUGUUGACAACAGCAAUUUUUUGCUUAAUUUGUGUUUUUGUCUUUUGGGUAUUGUUUAGUUUUCUUCUACAGAAAAAGUGCUUACGAAUGGCGUACGUCCAAAAGCUUACAUCAAGUGGCUGGAAGCUAGUACAGUUUUUGCGUGCUCUAUACAAUUUGUUCAAAAACUCCUUCCAGAAGAGGAGACUUCAUUCGGUACUCAAAGUCAAAUAGAUUCCCCUUGAAAUUUUGUGCGGUUAGGUGAGUGGAAAAUGUUAUUCGCUUCCAGAGCUCAGGAAAUACUACCAGAUUUGGUUACAUAUUAGAGCUGGGCCGAUGCCAAUCCCCGAUCAUAAUAAUCGGCCAAUUUUGUUAAUUUGGCCGAUCAUAAUGAUCAGCAAAACGUAGCCGAUUAUUUUAGCCGAUCAUUGGUCUCCUACUGCAAACUUAUAACAUUGAAUAAUUACCUAUACCUAACAAAUUUCCAUGUUUGUUUACAGUACUUUUCAGGAAGAAAAUUCAAUAAUUCAUCAAAAAAUAAAUGAUUUAAUAAUUAUAACUAACCACACACGAAAAAAAUAUACCAAUAAAGUAAACAAAUAGCGUAAGUUUUAUAAACUUUGAACAGUUACAUACCUAAGUAUCAAUUUCCACGUAUAUUUACAGUACUUUCGGUAAAAUAAUUUUCCAUUAUACUAUUUGCAAAUUUAUUUCUUAUCAUUUACGAACCGAAAACUAUGUAUUUGUUUACCAUUUACGGUUAAUAUUACCGCAAUGGCGAAUGGCGACUGUUGUUUAUGUUGGUUAUGUGACGCCAGAGAUGUCGCGUGACGGAAUUCGUACGGAUUAAUGGCGCUAGUAGUCUCGUGGUUAGAAAACAACUAAGUACCUCUUCGGGAAGUCAUCUAUUUAUUUUUUUCUCGCUAAAUAUGGCCUAUUGAAAGUUUUUUUUAGCGAAAUCAAUAUUCUUAUCCUGUUUGGCGGGAAAUAAAGCUUAUUUUUCUUUUGUAUAAAAACCUGGUUGAUGAAGAGUUUUGUCCCCCAUUUAGUGGUACAGUAUAACCUUGUUAAUCCGUGACGCGCUAAUUCGGGAAUUGGAUAAUCCGGGACGAUUUAAAAGUGCAGAAAAAAAAGAGAAGUAAAAAUUGUCAGCGCUUAAAAUUAACGUCACGCGGGCCGGCGGCCGGCAAACACUGCAAGCCAUCGCGUGGGACGCCAAACUUUGACAGCUGUUUGUACCGACCCUUUGUGUCGCCCCCCUUUCAGCUGUCACAUUUGUCACUCUUUAAACUUGAGGUGGAUGUCCUGACUUCUGCUUCCGGUCUCCCGUUUGUUUGAAUGUUGCUUCACGUGCUGCUGAGUUACUUUCCGCCCGCCAACGCAUGGCAGGCGCCUGGCGAGUGACAUGUCUGGCUGGCAUUCGGCUUGGGUAGGGAGGGGGGAGGGGGAAAUGGGGCCUACUCAAAAUUUAUGUGUGCAAGGUCAGCAUGAUCUUAUCUUUCUCUCUUCGGCUGCUGUAAAUGACCGUGAAUUAAUGGCUAGGCAGUGCCGUAUUUUUUUAAGCCGAGACUAAUUCAAAGAGGGCCCUUACCGUGAACGGAUUAUCCGGGUUUAUUAUUUUUUCUUUCAAAGGAUUUCAAUUAUCCGGGCAUCGGCGGGUCCCAAUUAACACGAAUAAUGGCGAGUUUACUAUUUUUUAUCCAUCUGCUGCCAAGGCGCAGUAAGCCUCGGGAGAUGUUAUGUUACAUGACCUUGGCCUUAACCCAGCUGCACGCCGGUGUCUGAGAAGCUUGACAAGACCUUCCGGGCUUUUAAUCGCUAGUUCGUGAAAUUCGGUAAUCCGUGAUUAUCUCGGUCCCGACCAUCACGAAUUAACGAGGUUCUACUGUAUUUCGUAUUUACAAAUUAACUUACAAUCGGGAAUUAUUGAAAGUUUGUUGGCGGCACUGGGGGGAAGGAAGGGCAAUAAAAAUAUCUUCGCUGACCUCUACUGACACACGGAUCAUAGAAUGAUGGAGUUAUGAUUAAUUAUUAUUAUAAUAAACAAUUAUUUAAUUAGAAUUAAGGACAGUGUGUUGAGUGACCAAUAAUGCAUUAUUGGAAUUGAAGCAUGCACAACUUUAUAGUGAAAUGUAGGUUUAGUAAUAUGGUUUUGGUUGUAAUUGUAAUUAGUAUUGAAAAUUUAAAUUUGAAAUUCUCUCCUUAAGUAAUUCACACUUACAUUAAAAAACUGUCAAUUUUAAAUCCUGUAAUGUUGCUUGGAUAGGCCACACAUUUCCAGUGUUUUUUCAGGUUGUUUAAAAUUUAGUUUAUUACAAAAUUAAUCAAUUCAGAGGUACUUGAAAGGCUCUAAUCGUCUCAGAAGAUCGGCAAGAUCGGCAGCAGAUGAUCGGCAUCGGCAUGAUUGGCAAAAUAGGUGAUCGGCCCAGCUCUAUUACAUAUGCUGAUAGGAUAACCAAAGAGAAAAAAGUCCCUAAUUGUUAAAGUUUCAAAAUUGUGUCAGAGUUAUUACAAGACAAAUUAUUAGGGCCAAAGCUGGCUUUCUUCAGUGCUAUGGCUACUGAAGUGGAACCCUUUUUAAAGGAAUUCAAAAGUGUUGUCCCAUUGGUUCCUUUCCUUCACAGUGCUCUCCAUUCACUGUUAAAAUCAAUCAUUGGAAAGAUUUGUAAAAGAAGAUGUGCUUAAGAAGAAAGGGCUUUCAAAGAUUGAUUUGUGAGCCAGUGAAACCCUUAUACCUGCAAUGAAUAUUGAUUUGGAUUUUGCUACAAGAGAUUCUUUAAGGAAAUUGAAAUCUCAUGUGAAAAACAUAGACUUACUUCUCUUCAACCAAGAUUGUGCAAAAUUUUACAAAUACUUUGCUAUCAAGAUUCUCUUAAAGACACCUCUGGCAUACAAAUUAGCUAAGUCUGUAACCUGUCUGGAUCCACUCGUCAUUGCUAGUAGUAGCGCAUUGGCACAACAGAGAAACACUUGUUGAAAAAGGAUGGAUCAGUGGAUUAUUUGCAGAGAAAGUAAAAAGUGACUUCCAAAAAAUCUGUAAUUUACCAAAAAAUUCAAGAAUGUGUUAAAUCAUACACAAUAAGUAAUUCACGUUUGGACCAUUUCUGGAUGACAGCAGUUGGAUUGAGUGAGCUCUUUCCAAAUUUUAUGUCACUUGUAAAAAUUGUGCUUAUCUUAUCUCACGGUAAUGCAUCUGUAGAAAGGGGCUUUUCAAUAAAUGCUAAGUGUGUUGUAGAAAAUCAGCUUGAAGAAAGCUUAAUAGCUUUGCAACAAGUGUAUGACUAUGUGUCAGUUCUGGGCAGUAUAAAUAAUCUUCUGAUAGAUAAAAGUCUUAUCCAUUCUUGUAAAAUUGCUCAUUCAAGGUACAAAGAACAUUUAGAACUGAAGAAAAAAAGAACGCAAGAAGAAAUUACCAAUGCUCAAGUCAAGAAACAAAAGGUUUUGGAGAUCAAGAAACUGGAGGCAAAAAAGGCCAAACUACUUGCUGAUGCAGCAAAUAUGGCUGCAUUAAUUGAAGCGGAAAUUGCAAUGAAAAAACAGUAAAAGGUUUGCAUAUUUUGUGUAAAUAAGUUGAGUUCGGCAAAUACAGUUAUCCCUCGAUUAGUCGGACCUCGAUGUUCCGGACAUCGGAUAAGUCGGACAACCAUUAAAAAUAAAUAAAUAAAUUUAAAAAA